AUGAGAAUAGAUGUGAAACUUAUGUUCUUCAUACUUAUGCUUCCUAUUGUGUUAAUGAAAGCGGAAGUAAAUCUCUGGGGAGACUUAGAUGGUUUUCGAAAAAUACUCAAUUAUAUAUUUCCUAAGGAUCCAGGUAUUACAAGAGUAAGGAAAUCGGAAGAAGUCAAAACAGUCAACAAUGUAACCACAUUAGAUUUUAUCGGUUUAGUAGAGAGAUACGGUUAUUCCGCCGAGGAGCAUUAUGUCACAACGGAAGAUGGUUAUAACUUGGUAAUACACAGGAUAUCAGAAAGUCCUUUAUUUAAGGGUCAACAGACAAGAAAAAUUGUAUUUCUCCAACAUUCUUUCUUGACCACGUCUGAUACAUGGGUGUUGAUUGGCCCUAACCGAGAUCUUGCAUUUCUGUUAGCUGAUCAAGGAUAUGAUGUAUGGCUUGGAAAUGUCAGGGGAAAUUCUUAUUGUAGAUCGCAUAUAAAAAUGUCUCCACAAAAUAAGGAUUUUUGGCAAUUUAGCUAUCACGAGAUGGGAACGAGAGACUUACCAGCUAUGAUCGAUUAUGUACUUAAUUACACGAAACAAAAAACUCUACGCUACAUUGGUCACUCAAUGGGAACUACUGUAUUCUUCAUUUUAUUAUCCAUGAGACCCGAAUACAAUGCAAAA
Wasmannia auropunctata (little fire ant) is the source of this 663-nucleotide messenger RNA. Its product is annotated as lipase 3-like. The record is from RefSeq and is a predicted model, not a curated record. Gene Ontology annotation, biological process: lipid metabolic process. NCBI's taxonomy places the organism in Eukaryota, Metazoa, Arthropoda, Insecta, Hymenoptera, Formicidae. The transcript is spliced from 4 exons. The annotation marks the transcript as partial.